UCUAUUCUACUUCUGUUUUUUUUGGUAAUUUUGGAACUCAGGACUCGAAUUCAGGUGGGGUUUUUUAUUAGACUGCUGAUUUUUGUUAGAUUUUGAGGUUUGUUGCAGCCCUUUCUCUUCAAUUUUGUGAUUCCAUAUUGAAAUUUGGUACUCCAUGUUGGAAUUUCAGGUGGGGGUUUGGUUAGAUGUAAGAUUUUAUGCUUUUUUGUUGCAUAAACUUGUAAUCCUUUGCUCAAUUUGGGGAUUCCAUUUUGAAAUUUGAGGUAGGGUUUAAGGUUGUUCAUCAGAUUCUGCUUUGGUUAUUGAGUUUUGUUGAAAUUUUGUUGUGGGUUUGCUUUGAUGUUCACUCAUCAUGGAGUUAUAGGGUUUGAUUCCAUAUUGAUUUGUUGCCAUUUGGGAUUCUAGAUUUGAUAUUUUAGGUGACAUUUUGGUUUUCUGAAUCAUACUUUGCUUGAUUACGUGAGAUUGGUUACGCAAGCACUCGUAGCAAUCGCGAGAAACAACCGUUCUACUAUUUGGGGACAGAGGACAGCUCUGCAUAAGUUGUCAAAGCAUUUGGUCCUCUAGGGUUCGUGAACCGAGCCCGAUGGAUCUUGAACCAGGGAGGUGUAGAAGAACCGAUGGGAAGAAAUGGAGGUGUCGUUGGCCCGUGCUUCCUUCUCAGAAGUAUUGUGAGCGCCACAUACACAGAGGCCGAUUACGUUCAAGAAAGCCUGUGGAAGUUCCUGAAACCGUAUCAACGUCAAUCUCAACCGUUUCAUCUCUGAAACCCGUUUCUAAUCUUCAAUCCGCUGCAAUCAACAAUGCUAUAAAUCAUGGCAAAGUUCAUAUCAAGAAUCAAAGCCUCAAAAUCAAGAAACUUAGCAGGGUAAAUGCUCUCGAGUUCGGAUUCUCCCCAAAAAGUGUACUUCAAAAUGGCAAUGUUCAAGGUUGCGGCACCUCAAGCCACGAUAAUAGCAUCGCUCUUUCCGUAACCGGAUCCGAAAGAUGCCGAAGAACCGACGGCAAGAAAUGGCAGUGCAGCAAAGAUGCCCUCCCGAAGCAGAAAUACUGUGGGAUACACAUGCACCGAGGGGCUAAAAAGGUCGAGAAUCUUCGAAACUUGAACGCUAGUCGAUCUUUCUCAGUAGGGUCGAGUUAUAAACAAAUGGACGAUGAUGGAAAUCGAUCAAACGAUGAAUCUAGCAGCAACCCCGGCAGCAGUGAUGCCACCACCAUCUCUACAUAAGCUGUUACUUAAAAGAUCGAGUCCGAUUCCACCGUUGAGUCGAUGGCUUGUUGUUCUCCGAGCUUGUUUAUUAUGGUUAAAUUCAUUAGAUAACUAUGUGGUUCAAUCUGGUCCAGACUAAUGUCUAUAUGGGAUAUACGGGAUUUGUUUGGUUCGGUACUUUGGUCGAGUCUGGUUUGUAACCGUGAACCAGAUCCUUUUAUUUUCGAAUUUUCCGAGUUGUGAAAGCUUUUGAACCGAACCCAACGGCAUAACCUUCGUG
Cynara cardunculus var. scolymus (artichoke) is the source of this 1490-nucleotide messenger RNA. Its product is annotated as growth-regulating factor 7-like. The record is from RefSeq and is a predicted model, not a curated record. The transcript has 3 exons. Gene Ontology annotation, biological process: developmental process; DNA-templated transcription. Bases 587 to 1228 code for a protein of 213 amino acids. Gene Ontology annotation, cellular component: nucleus. NCBI's taxonomy places the organism in Eukaryota, Viridiplantae, Streptophyta, Magnoliopsida, Asterales, Asteraceae.